AUGCAAGAGGAGGCCGCUGAUAAAACGCAACAGUUGCAAAACUUUCAAUCAGAUGACUUGCUGGAAAAGCUGAAGCUGCUCAACUAUGAGAAGCAUCUGCUCAGGGAAUACAAGUUGAAGCCGCUGUCGCGCUUUUAUUUCGUGAAGGCAACAAAUCCGGGAGAGCAAUUCUUUAUGUUUACGCUGAUCUGCUGGUGGCUGUGCAGGAAGCUGGGCAAGGAAAUGGAGCGGCCGCAGGAGCACGAUGAUCCCAAUACGGUGAUCGCCAAGAUAAUGCAAAUGCUGGAGGAAAUCGAUGUGCCAGUGGACUUUGCUCCCAAUAAGCUUAUACGUGGCGCUGGUCCCGUUUGCCUUAUGGUGCUCGAUUCGUUGGCCACGCAGGCGGUGAAAGUGACGCAAGUCAACUAUCAACGCCUGCACAUAGCCCAGGAGGAGGAGUUUGUGGGCGACUACUUGGAGGACAAUGCAGAGAUCAUAUUGGAGAAGUUGGAGGAUGAGCAAAAUGCGGCCGCCCUCAGCGACGACAGCGAUCUCGAGCUGGAGGCGCAUAAUUUCAAGCAGGUCAACUGGCUCAACCGCCAGAAGCGUGCCCUGGGCGCGCUGCCAGCCAGCGCGACGGACGAGCAAAACCGCGAGCUGGACGCUCGCCUCAGCGAUCAUCAGGAGUGGCGCUUGGAGCUGGAGCGCGUGCUGCAGCAGCUAAAGGUAUUCGUCAAGGCCGAUGCCCGCGACUGGCGCACCCACAUCAGUCAGAUGGAGACCCUCAACACGGGCAUCGCCAACGUGGCCGAGUCGACGCAGGCGCAGCUCAAGAAGCUGCACAGCGAGUUCACCUUCAGCAUGGAGAAGAUCGAGAGCAGGGAGAAGCACUUGAAUAACGAGCUCCAGCCGCUCAUCCAGCAGUACAAGGAGCUCUCCAUUGAGCUAUCCACGGUGCAGUACGCGCAGGCCCAGGUCCAAGCCGAGGCCGAGAAGCAGAUGAACCAGCUCAGCGAGGUGAUGGCCGAGCAGGAGCUCAAGAAGCAGGAAAUGGAGCGACGCGGUCAAGUCAUGUCCGAUGGCAGUUCCGUGCAGCAGAUAAAGAAGUCGAUUGCCAAGCUAAAGGAUGACAUUGCCCAGUUGAAUCUGGAGGUGGCCUUGCUGGUGCAUGCCUACGACCAGGAGACAGUGCGUCAAGCGCUCGACCCUGCCGACCAGGCAAACAACUGAUAAGCGAGGGAGUCCUCUCGGUAUUUAGCAUACGAACGCGAUCGUCGACCCGGGCACAUUUCACACUUGGCCAUAGGUGCGUUGUUGCUGGCCUUGUUUACACCGAUCGAUGGCUAUCGAUGGGGGCAGCAACAACAGGCCAGACCACCGGCGUUGCUCCGCCCCGUCGAACGUUGUUUGAUUUGAUUGCUGCAGUGCAGCUGAUAAGCUUUGUAAUUGGUUGCUAAGCCAAUAGGGCGGUCAAUUAUCACCUCUUUGUUAUCUACGCUCGCACACACACACACACACACACGUACGCGUGUCCUGCGCUUGAUCAGAUAAGCAGCCACGUCGCACUUAGAUGAGAGGAUGCCGCAACUACCACAUAACCACGAACCCAACCGCGAACCUAACCAAACCAAUCCGAAACCAAAGCAAACCUAAGACGCAACCGCGAAACCGCUUGCCCGUCCGUAGGUGUUGCUACCCUCUCCUCUCUCAUCUCGCCUCUCUCUCUCUCUCUCUCAGCCUCUCCCUGCAUCGUCCUCUCUCCCUCUGCUCGCCGCGCACGCGCAAACGCUUUGUUUGCCCACUUGGCCAGCUUAUCAGCCCAAUUCCUAAUUCCCAAUUGCUCAGGUCCCGGCGAUGCGCAACUUGUUGUGAUUUGCGCUGUGGCUGGCCAAAGGUGCUAAAAGGUUUUCCCAAAACACAACACACGCACAUACACAACAACAACAACAACAGUCACAGCAACACAGCUUGGCAACUGCCCAGGACAUUGCUUUGCACGUGCUCAGGGUUUUUCCAACAUCCUUCAGAAUGUAACCGCAUGUUUAGCCAA
This is a messenger RNA of Drosophila hydei, 2029 nucleotides long. RefSeq names its product intraflagellar transport protein 57 homolog. Gene Ontology annotation, cellular component: centrosome; cilium; intraciliary transport particle B. NCBI's taxonomy places the organism in Eukaryota, Metazoa, Arthropoda, Insecta, Diptera, Drosophilidae. Gene Ontology annotation, biological process: non-motile cilium assembly; intraciliary transport. The transcript is spliced from 3 exons. The record is from RefSeq and is a predicted model, not a curated record. The coding region runs from base 1 to 1209 and encodes 402 amino acids.